GUCUAAUUUUCCUUAAAAAAAGUGAUUGAUAAUUUUUCUGUUUCUUUAAGCCUUUCAUAUGCACCUUCAGGGUUGCUUCAGGCGAAAUGUGACAGUUGUGACUAUUUAUGCAUCAUUGGGGGAGGAAGCGUUAUGUCACUCACUCAAUGAGACAGAGGUUACAACAGUGAUAUGUGCCCAAAAAGAACUGAAGACACUUGUAGGUAUUAGUGGACAACUUGAUUCAGUGAAACGUGUGAUAUGCAUGGAUGAUGAUAUCCCAUCUGAAGCCUCAUCUGUUGAGCAUGGCUGGAUCGUAACUUCUUUUGCUAAUGUAGAGAAGCUUGGUAGAGAAAACCCUGUUGAUGCUGAUUUACCUCAUCCUGCUGAUGUUGCCGUUAUAAUGUACACAAGUGGAAGUACAGGUUUACCUAAGGGUGUGAUGAUGACACAUGCCAAUGUCUUAGCAACUGUCUCUGCUGUGAUGACAAUUGUUCCUGACCUUGGGAGAAAUGACACAUAUCUAGCAUACUUACCAAUGGCCCAUAUCCUUGAAUUAGCAGCUGAGAAUUUGAUUGCAGCUUGUGGAAGUGCAAUAGGAUAUGGAUCUCCUCUGACCUUAACAGAUACAUCAAACAAGAUUAAGAAAGGAACAAAGGGGGAUGCUACAGUGUUGAAGCCAUCAUUAAUGGCAGCAGUACCAGCAAUACUUGAUCGAGUGCGUGAUGGAGUGUUCAAGAAGGUAAAUGCAACUGGAGGGUUGUCAAAGAAGUUGUUCAACUUAGCCUAUGCUCGCAGGUUGCAAGCAGUUAAUGGUAGCUGGCUUGGAGCUUGGGGCUUGGAGAAGGCACUUUGGGACUUUCUUGUGUUUAGAAAGGUCCGGGCAAUUCUAGGGGGUCGUAUCCGUUUUAUAUUGUCUGGUGGUGCUCCUCUUUCUGGUGAUACACAGAGAUUCAUCAAUAUUUGUCUUGGUGCUCCAAUAGGUCAAGGAUAUGGUCUGACAGAGACUUGUGCUGGUGGGACAUUCUCUGAUGUUGAUGAUACAUCUGUUGGUCGUGUUGGACCACCUCUUCCAUGCUCAUUUAUUAAGCUAAUUGAUUGGCCUGAAGGUGGGUAUCUAACAAAAGACUCACCCAUGCCCCGGGGUGAAAUUGUAAUUGGUGGUCCAAACGUGACACUUGGGUACUUCACUUUGCAUGAAUUAACUUCUGUAUCAUUCAUGUUAAAGGUUGAUGAAAAAGGAAUGAGGUGGUUUUACAGUGGUGAUAUAGGGAGAUUUCAUUCAGACGGUUGCCUCGAAAUCAUUGAUCGCAAAAAGGAUAUUGUUAAAUUGCAGCAUGGAGAGUAUGUCUCCUUGGGAAAGGUUGAGGCAGCUCUUAGUGUUAGCCCUUUUGUGGACAAUAUUAUGUUGCAUGCUGAUCCUAUCUACAAUUACUGUGUGGCACUCGUCGUAGUUUCUCCAUCUACUUUGGAAGAUUGGGCCUCAAGUAAAGGCAUAGCUUAUUCAAAUCUUUCAGAACUAUGCAAGAGAGAAGACACUAUGAAGGAGGUGCAUGCGUCACUUGUAAAGGAAGGAAAGAAGGCUCGUUUGGAGAAAUUUGAGAUCCCUGCAAAAAUUGAAUUGCUUCCUGAACCAUGGACUCCAGAGUCUGGUCUAGUCACUGCUGCGCUCAAGCUCAAAAGAGAAGCAAUCAGAAAGGCUUUCCAUGAAGUGCUUUUGAAAUUAUAUGCUUAAAGAGUCUAAUGACCAACUUAGAUAUGUUGGGACUCCAACUGCGAAAGAAAGAAGCUACUGAGCCUUUUUUCCCUUCUUUCUUUUAUACCCUGGUCAUGGCAGUGGUCGAGUCGGAAAAUUCUUGUAUAAAUACAAAUGACAAGAUGUACUGAGAUGGAGAGGUUGUUAUACUCUUUUUUUUUUCCAAGGAAGAGAGGUUUUUUGUCCUUUUUGUUA
Molecule: messenger RNA, 1930 nt
Organism: Arachis duranensis
Lineage: Eukaryota; Viridiplantae; Streptophyta; Magnoliopsida; Fabales; Fabaceae
Product: long chain acyl-CoA synthetase 9, chloroplastic
Exons: 10
Coding region: 59-1714 (551 amino acids)
Cellular component (GO): endoplasmic reticulum; membrane
Molecular function (GO): long-chain fatty acid-CoA ligase activity
Source: RefSeq, a predicted model, not a curated record